AUGCCCCGUUCUUUAAUCCAUUAUGUCCAACAUUCAUUUCAUUUGUUUCCUUUCUUCACUAGCUAUCUAUCGGGGAACAAACUCAGAUACUUCCCACAAGGAAUUUUUAAAGGCUUAAAAGAGCUUUUGAUUAUGUAAGUAGACUAUGAAAUUCUUCAAGUGAGUAAUAAGCUUUGAAAUAACCUAUAACGAUCAUGACAUUUGAAUGCAUUUAAUUUCACCUUUAAAUGAUUAUUUACACAUCAAUGUCGAAAUAUUUUACCUUCCCUGUUACUCUAUAUGAUUAAGUUUCACUUUCUUUUUGUUAGAGAAAUUGUUGAAAACGAAAUGACUCAUGUCUCCAUCGACAACUUCAAAGAAAUUAAACAGUUAAAAAUUCUGUGAGUGUUAUAAUUAAUCAAGUGAUGACCAAGUUGUGAAACGGACCUUGUUACCUUAAGGUGUAAUAUUUCACAAUUGAAACAUUAUGAAAACACUUCAAAUCGAUGCUUUUAUUGUAAAAGCGGAAAUGCUUUCCUGACAGCAGAUUGAUUAUUUGCUGAGUGAGAGUAAGUUUGUAAAGAAACUUUAGUGCUGCGUCGGCGCAGGGCAUUUCAAGAUAUUUGGUGUCAUUCUACAUCGCAACUCUGAUUGGUUGAGAGCGUACAGUCAAUAUACAAAAGCGUGUGAAGUUGACAUGAUAACCGAUAUAUCCAUCAGGUAUUGAGUUAUCAUGUGGAGUUCAAAGUCUGACUAGUUUCCAAGCCCCUCGUCAGUGUAACGUCCUGAAACUUUUGCAAAGUCAGAGAGAAAUGUCUUCUUUCUCAGAGUUUUUUAAAAAUGUACAUUAAAACAGAUAAUGAUUUCGCUUUUCCCAUGAUAUCAUGGGCUGCAAAACCCUGUGUCUGCUUUAAAUGCCUCAGCCUCCGCCUUCGGGAGAUAACCCAGACUUCAGCAUUAUGAUAAUAUCAUGACCAAUCUUAUCCAAUGUUUAAUUAUUAUCAAGUGAGUUAGCGAUGUAAAUUGGCCACCCUGAAUAGCCUCAAAAGCGGACGCCUGAGCAUUAGCCCUUCGUACAAGAAUAGAGGAAUUGUAAGUUGUAGGUGGUUUAGAAACAGGAAAAGACGCUUCGCGAUUACAGGGAACCUGAUCAUGAAAUAAACACGAAUAAAUUAGUUAAAUGAAAGACUUCGUUGACAUUGUGGGAUUAAGAGAGCCUAUUUGAAAGAUUAAUUUUUGUUGUGGAGUUUUGCGGCUUUUGAUCACUACAUUUUAAUCUCCUAAUUUAAUUUCCAGGUAUAUGCAGUAUAACAAGAUGAGGGAGAUUCCAUAUGGUUUUUUCGAUAUGUUGAAGGAUAUACAACGAGUGUAAGAUUUUGAUAAAAUUCAUUCGCAAAUUAUUAGUUUUUGAGCAAAGCUACACAUUUUGAGUAGACAACAUUUUGGGGAAACUCAAGUUUUUGCAAAAAGAAUUGAAGAUUUGGAUUCUUAAAAAAAAUAUUUUGUAUAAGUCAAUGGAGAACUCCAGCCAUCAGUUACUGAUAUAUGCUUAAAAGCAAGUUCUGUGAAGUUUUAAUGAAAUAACUUCAGUGGAUGAUAUUUUACAAUUGUAGGAGUCUCGACACAAAUCUGAUGUGUUGUCAUAUGCACAAGGAGGACGCUGACUGUGCUUUCACGUACAACGACGACUUUGCCAACUGUGAGAGCAUGUUUAAGAAUUCUGCCCCAAGGAAGAGUAUCUGGGUGAUAGGAGUACUUUCUCUGGUUGGUGCAGUGUUUGUUGUCACUUGGCGAGUGAUCUUUAAAGAAAAGAACGUGGUUCAGUCCAUCAUGUUGCUCCACUUAGCAGUGUCCGAUGGUUUGAUGGGUAUUUACCUGAUCUCUCUUGGCACUAAAGAUUUGUUGUGGAGAGGAGAGUAUUACUUGCAUGACUUCCAGUGGAGGUCUGGUUUGUCUUGUCAAAUAAUUGGAGCGAUUUCCCUUCUGUCAAGUGAGGUUUCGGUUAUGAUGAUGACACUGAUAUCUGCUGAUCGGCUUAAAAACAUUGUGUUUCCUUACCAAGGUGCUUCUCUGAAAUCAAAGGCAACACAUAUGCUGUGCAUCAUCAUAUGGGCAGUUGGCUUCCUUAUGGCCUUUUUGCCUAUGUUUGGUGUUCAGUAUUUUGAAGACCCAUUCAGGUACCAUAGUUACUAUGGUAGAAGUGUGGUAUGUCUGCCCUUGCAGCUUACUUCUGAUAAGCCGGCAGGUUGGGAGUAUUCUGUUGCUAUCUUUCUCGCUUUGAAUUUUGCUUUUUUCUUGUUCAUCAUGGGUGCUUAUCUCAUGAUACUAGUCAAGUCUUACUUGUCUAGCCGGCGACUGGCCCGUCAGGGUACUGAAAGAGAGAUCCAGGCCAGAAGAGCAAACUUUAGGAGGGAAACGGCUCUUGCAAGGCGGGUGUUCUUCAUCAUCCUGAGUGAUUGUGUGUGCUGGAUGCCGGUGAUAGUGAUUGGUAUGAGGACCAUCAUCGAGAAGUCUUACGAAGCGCAAGGAGACCUCGCUGUCUGGAUUGCUGUAUUUGCCCUUCCGAUCAAUUCGGCCUUGAAUCCUAUCCUGUACACCUUGUCAACAGAACAGGUGCGUUAUGCGCUUUUAACCCAUUAUAAGUAAUCAAGAUAAUAAAAUCCGUAAGUAGACUUAUAACGGCUGGGUACAGGAAGGGUAAUGGUUUUCAGCCGACUAUAAGCAGUGUAUAAUAGCGCUCAAGACUGCUUUGUUCACCUGCAAUUGAUACUGACAAUGUUUCAAAAGCAUUGGAUAGCAGAAAUUCGUUAGUUUCUAUUUUGUCAUCGGAACUCAGCUAAAGGCAGUGAGCGAAAUCUCGAUCAGUUUUGGCUAUUUUGUAUCCAGGUCAGAGGCAUUCUGAAGAGCAAAAUGGACAAAGUCUGGAACUACUUGAAGACCGUUUUCACCUGCUGUGGUCGGGAUCAGGAAGGUGCGAUACAAUUAUAAGCUCCUGAUAAGAAAUAAACCGAAAAACGAUGUAAACUAACAGAUUGCUGCAAACACAGUUUAUUGAUCUAUUGAUUUGUUCAUUCAGUCACUCAGUCAUAAAUCAACUCACUCAUGCAUGCAUAGAGGCAUUCAUUUAAUCAUUUACUCGCUCGUUCGGUCCAUCGUUCUUUUAUUGGUCGGUUCAUUUGUUGUACGAACUAAAUAUUUCCCGACUCGAUCAUUGACUUUUCUUCGUUGUUUUCUUUAAAAGGCCAAGGAGAUGGGGAACAACCGAACCAACCGGGAGCAGAAGACAAUGGACAACAUGGCGGCGAGGGAGGUAGAUCCUUACCCGUAUUUCUAGAAAUACCGUGAAAACUAUAAACGAGGGAAAUAAAGGGCAAUCUGUGACUAAAAAUAUUUUUUAUGUCUUCUCUCUUCUUUUUAUGUUCCCUGUUUUUUUUUUUUUUUUUUAAUUUUAAAAUUAAAGGCCAAGGAGAGGGAGAGCAAGUUAACCAGCACGGAAUGGAAGAAAAUGUAGAACAUAGGGGCGAGGGAGGUAAAAACCUUUCAGAUGUCAGUUAACAUAUCAUACAAAGUUCAAACGAGGGCGCAGGGUUAGUCUGUGUACAUUUUUUAUCUACUUUCUCUUUUCAAGGACAAAUUGAGGGUGAAGAUAUCGAAUUGGCGAGUGUUGGUGUGCAUCAUCCACAACAGGGUAAGGUUAGAGUUUCUAAUUCAAUG
Pocillopora meandrina is the source of this 3693-nucleotide messenger RNA. The record is from the annotation of a GenBank genome assembly. Lineage: Eukaryota; Metazoa; Cnidaria; Anthozoa; Scleractinia; Pocilloporidae.